AUGACUGCGUCAUCUCUCGAAGCCCAUGCUACUCCGCCAUCCAAGCAGCAACACCAUCAUCGAUUCUAUUCAACGAAAACAUUUCGGCUCUUGUGCAUGCUCUCGUUAACAUUUGCCUAUUUCGUGGUUGAAAUCGUCAUUGGCAACGUAACAAAUUCUGUGGCACUUGUUGCCGACGCACUACAUAUGCUCUCCGAUGUUAUAUCGCUUCUUAUUGCAUUAAUCGCCGUUCGUAUUGCCAAACGUCGCUCAGAUAUAAAUACAUAUGGAUGGGUACGCGCUGAAAUCGUUGGCGCCAAUAUCAAUACAGUGUUUCUCCUUGCUCUAUGUCUCACAAUUGUGUUCGAUAUCAUCAAACGGUACAUUGAACCUGAACCUAUUAUUAAUGUCAAUCUUCUUCUCAUCGUCGGUUCGGUUGGGUUAGCUAUCAAUAUCGUUGGUCUCUUUCUCUUUCAAGGUUUUCAUGGCCAUUCGCAUGGAGGCGGAGGAGCUCACGGACAUACUCAUCAUGCGAGCAAUAGUACAUCAAAAGAAACAAGAAAAAAUAGGAGCGAUGAGAAGGAUACUGAGCCAGUAGUUGCAGAUCGACUUGGCAAACCGCAUAUAAUUAACAGCAAUGCGAUAAUUGCAAAUGAUGCCGAUACUGAACUGUUCGAAAAAGUGACAAGAUCGAGCGAAUUCAAGAGACACAGUAGGCAACCACUAUGCGAGACUGUUGACGAUUAUGCCACUAACACACACAAUCACUCACAUUCCCAUGUUUCUUCUGCUUCAAACGCAGCUGGUGCUGCCGGUAACAAUGCAGGCCGAAAGGAUCAUAAAGCGUCAUCGAUGAACAUGCACGGUGUAUUUCUACACGUACUAGCCGAUGCACUCGGUUCUGCCGUCGUAAUAAUCAGUGCUCUUCUCAUCAAAUUUGUUCCACAUAAUCCGAACGAUCAUAAACAUUGGACAAUCUACAUUGAUCCAACACUGUCCGUAAUCAUUGUCAUCGUCAUAACAAUUUCGACCGUACCUCUAUUUAAAGAAACAUUGUUUAUUCUACUUCAAACUGUACCUAAGCAUAUCGAAAUAGAUUCACUCAAAAAGGAACUACUCGAAGAAGUGCCUGAAGUGAAAGGUAUUCAUGAAUUACAUGUAUGGCGUCUCACUGGCGAGAAAAUCAUUGCUAGUGCUC
Didymodactylos carnosus is the source of this 1177-nucleotide messenger RNA. The record is from the annotation of a GenBank genome assembly. Lineage: Eukaryota; Metazoa; Rotifera; Eurotatoria; Philodinida; Philodinidae.